AUUUUGUGUCAGUGAUUGAUAGUGGGGGCUCUCUUCCUCUCAACAAAUAUUAAGUGAAGUGAAAAUUUAUCGGACCCUUUUCAUACAUAAAAUUUAAAGUCAUUCCUAGCCUGUACAUAGUUCAGACUGCUAGGAGCGAUACGAUAAAUAAUUUAAAAGUGUGUGAAAUAUAAGGAAGUGUUUUAUGGCAAAACGAAUUUCCUUUAUGUAAUAAUAAUCCAGUAUUGCGUGUAGUGUUUUUAAACAAUAAAAAUACAACAAAAUGAUUGCGAGGGACUAUUAUUAUCAGGACAGGAUGUGCGGUCAACUGUUAAGACAGUAUGAUCCCCACCUCCUAGACAUAUACAAGGCUGAAAUGAGUUACGGCAUACAGAGGUUCUUUUUAUUGUCAUACUGCCUGGCGUGUUGCUGGCCAGGAUUAAGUGCCAAAACUGGUCUGAGAAUAGUACGGCAAUGGGCGGAGUUAGAUUUCGAGUUUCCAAGCGAAGCGGUGCGGCAAAUAGCUUCAGAACGGCAGUACUAUGUACCUGCCAACUCGGUUCCUAUUGACGUUGAUGUUCAAUACAGACAAAGUCCAGAGAAAUCAAGAAUAUUUGUAACGCUACCCCGUUUCGAUGUCGGCCGUCCCGUGACACUUGGUGUCGUUGCCGAAGACGGCCGAAUCCGGGGAUACCCCGAUUAUUCUUGGCAUGACAACCAGGGAGGCAACUGUGAUGGUCUCACAUCCGUAUUUAGAGUAGCUAUUGACAAGUGUCAUCGCUUAUGGGUGAUGGACGCAGGGAAGAUCGGCGACACGCAAGUGUGUCCACCGCAGCUGUUGGCUUUCGACCUGCAUACCGAUCAGCUGAUCUAUCGACACCGAGUGAACGCCUCCAAUUAUAUAGCUACAUCACUUUUUAUAACGCCUGUUGUGGACACAGCAAGUGGACCAAAUGGUUGCAUGAACACGUUUGUCUACGUAGCUGACGUCUCUGGGUUUGGUUUACUGGUUGUGGAUGUUGCAAAUGAUCGCUCUUGGAGAGUUACACACCGUCACUUCUUCCCUUAUCCUAAUCAUGGUACCUUCACUAUAGAUGGGGAAAGCUUCGAUUUGAUGGAUGGUGUACUCGGAAUGGCGUUAUCACCUCGUCUUCCUGAUGAUGACAGGUUCCUGUACUUCCACGCCCUCGCUUCAGUUAGUGAAAACGUAGUACGGACAAGUGUACUCAGAAAUGACUCAUUAAUUCAGAAUUCAAAUGCGGACCCUGGCGCAAUCAGUGCUUUCCCAGAAAAAAGACCAAAUCAGUCAGCUGCCGAAGCAAUGAAUAAAGACGGUAUUCUAUUCUUUGGCUUAAUGGAACCCCCGGGCAUAUGGUGCUGGAAUUCAGCGACUGAGUUCUCUACAAGGAACUUCCAUCAAAUUGCAAUCAACAGGGAGACUUUACAAUUUUCUAGUGGCUUAAAAAUUGUAAAGAAUCUUAAAGGACAAGAAGAACUAUGGAUCCUUACAUCCAGUUUUCAACGAGUAAUGACUGGUUCCUUAAGCUCAGACAAGAUAAAUUAUAGAAUCCACGCUGAAAAAAUCCCCACUUUACUGGAGAACUCUCCUUGCUUGAUGGCCCCAAAGGACCGUACGACUGGCCAGCAUGCCAAUCUCAUUACAGCAGACAACCCAAAACAUAUCUUCAGAUAUGGAGCUGUUGCAUUUCUUUAGAGAUACUAUCAAUGUCUAAUAGAAUGCGGACCAGUUUUGUAUUAAAUAAUUGGCCAUAAAGAUUACUGUGUAAUAUAAAACGUAUUAAUAUAGUACGUAAGAUAAUUCA
This is a messenger RNA of Zerene cesonia (dogface butterfly), 1802 nucleotides long. RefSeq names its product protein yellow-like (gene Y-d). The transcript is spliced from 8 exons. Gene Ontology annotation, cellular component: extracellular region. The record is from RefSeq and is a predicted model, not a curated record. NCBI's taxonomy places the organism in Eukaryota, Metazoa, Arthropoda, Insecta, Lepidoptera, Pieridae. The coding region runs from base 263 to 1693 and encodes 476 amino acids.